AUGACUGGGCAUGGAGGUGAUGAAUUUCUCAAGUUCCAAGUUGCAGAAGAACUCCAAACUCAGGAUUUAGCAGAUGCUGUAAAACAAAUGAAAGAGAAGCGCAGAUUCAAGGAGCUGCUGAUUAUGGUUGAUACUUGCCAAGCUGCCACUCUCUUUAACCAGCUUCAGUCUCCUGGUGUUUUGGCUGUUGGUAGCAGUCUAAAAGGAGAGAACUCAUAUUCCCAUCACCUGGACUCAGAUAUUGGUGUAUCUGUUGUAGAUCGGUUUACAUAUUACACUCUUGCGUUCUUUGAGAGGCUCAAUAUCUACGACAAUGCAUCACUUAGCAGUUUGUUUAGGUCCUACGAUCCGAGCCAGCUAACGUCUACUGCUUACUACCGGACUGAUCUUUACCAACCAAAUCUGGUGGAGGUGCCAGUCACAAAUUUCUUCGGUUCAGUUAUGGAGACCAUUCAUACUGAUUCAGCUCACAAAGCCUUCUCAAGUAACACCUCCAAGAUCAAUUCCGACAUGCCUCUCAAUCAACUUUCCGAGCAAGAUCUUCAAAAUGCAGAUAUUCCUAACGAUGAGUUGAAUACGAGAAGCGAAAAUACACAAAUGCGGGCUGACAUCCACGAGAAGCUUGAAAAUGCUGAUACAGUGGUUAACCACAGCAUACCGGUAAUGGUUCUCAUUGUAAUCGUUUCAUCAUCUUUGUUAUGA
Messenger RNA from Microthlaspi erraticum, 702 nucleotides. The record is from the annotation of a GenBank genome assembly. Lineage: Eukaryota; Viridiplantae; Streptophyta; Magnoliopsida; Brassicales; Brassicaceae.